Molecule: messenger RNA, 2222 nt
Organism: Meloidogyne enterolobii
Lineage: Eukaryota; Metazoa; Nematoda; Chromadorea; Rhabditida; Meloidogynidae
Source: the annotation of a GenBank genome assembly
UAGGAUUUAGGGUCCGGAUCUAAAGAUCGAUCGGCAUCGAAUUUUGGCACGAAAAAUAUUCGGUCGGCCCGGCCCGAUAAAAAUGACUCGAACGUCAGACCUUCUCGAAAACCCCAACCUUAAUUAUGAGACUUUUCUUUCUUUUGGCAUUUAAACGACCUACGACUUUUCUCUACAAUUUUUUUAAUAUGAAAUCAAAUUUUGUGUGAGUCUUUAAAAUUUUGUGUCUUAAUAUUUUAAAUUUUUUUUCUUCUCAAAAAUUUGUUAAAAUUUAAAUGAUUCUCUUAAAAUAUGUUGCCAGAUGGAGAAAGGAAAGUCUGUGGAUUUCUAAUAUUUUUUCAAUUUUCUGCGCGUAUUUUAUUACUCUAAUUAAAUUUAUCUACCUCCUACUAUACUAUUAUAUUUAUUUUUUAAGCAAUGGGGAAGAAUAAAUUGACAGUAUUCUUCCUCAUUUUGGGUGGGUUUUAAAUUAAAUAUUAUUGGUUUGUUGUGUGGAUGCUUUUUCUUUUUUUUUUGACUUUUUCUUCUUUUUUUUUUCUCUCUAUUUAAAUUUAAUAAAAUAUUUGGAGGGUUUACUAUUUUUAUGCCACACCCACAAAAUAAAAAUCUUUAAUAAAAAUAUUUUUAAAAACUUUUAAUUAUUAUUAUUCACACCUAUUGUAAGAAGAAAAAGAUGAGGGAUUUUUAUUAUUAUUUCUGGACCUAUUUUUCCCUAUUAAAAAAUUUUUUUCUCUAAAUUUUUUUCUUCAGUUUUAAUCAUAUACCUACCUUUAUUUAUAUUUAGUUUCAUUUUUAUGAUUUUUUUAUUUUAUUAUUUUGAGGAAAUUGAAAAGGAAUGGAAAAAUUUUUGUGAAUCAUAUUAAAUUUAUUAUUAUAUUUUUUAUUUCUAUUAUUAAUCCCUUAAACUAUAUUUUUGGGGGGAAAGAAGAAAUAAAAUAUUGUGUGUGAAAUGCAUGAAAAAGAUUUUUUUGGGAGGGGGGACAAAAUUAAGAUUAAAAAAUAAAGCAAAUUAAAUGAGACGUAAAUUGUUGUUGUGGCCAUUUUAUCUCCCUCAAAAAAAUUUUUUGUAAACGUGUGUGUGUAUUUGAGUGAGGUAUAGUAUAAUAGUAUUUUUAGGGGGAGAUUGAGGAAAGGUAGGGGAGGAAGUAGGAGGAGGAAGUAGGAAGAGAGGAAGAAAAGUAAUUGAGAUGAUGAGCAUUUAUUUAUUUAAAUCCGAAAAUUGGUUCUAUUAUUGAAAAUUAAAUAUUUAUAUAUUUUUUUAAAUUUUAGUUAGUUAAGAUGAUGAAGAUAAGGGAGAGGAAAGUGGUGGAUGUGUGGGUGAGGGGGAUGUGUGCGGAAGGAAGGGUGGGGUAAUUCUACUACUACAUAUUUUAGUUUCUUCCAAUUAUUUUUCAAUUUGUUUUGUUGUUUUUUUAAUCUCUUGUAAAAUCAAAAAAAAAUUUUUUAAUUUUUAAAUUGCCUUUAAUUUUUUCAACUCUUAACAAUUAAAUUAUUAAAAUUUCUCAUCUUGGGCAUAUUUGCUUUUUCAUAUUUUAAUUUGUGUUUUACGUAAAAUACUUUUUUAAAAUAUAAAAAAUUUAAUGAAAGACUUGAAGCUUUUUAAAGGGAGAAAUUUUUUGUGAGGAAAUUGGCUUUAAGUAUUAGCUGUGGAAAUUGGUUGAAAAGGUGGAAAGGAAGUGAGGUGAUUUUACUACUAUUUAGUUUUAGGUUAAAAGAAGCAAUAAAUAAAAACACACACACCUUUUAUUUUUUAUUUGCAACGGAUAUAGGGGUAAUUUAGCGAUUAUUUUGAAUGGAAAGGUAGAGGAUGAAGAAUGGAAGAAAAUUUUUUUUAUUUAUGUUCAUUUAAAUAUUUAAUAGGUAAUUUUGUUUUAAGAAAGAUUUUGUUGAUACUUGGAGAAGGGGAAAUUUAAUUUUGGAUAUGUGCUUUUGUAUUUCUCUGUUUUUGUGUUUGUGUAUAUUGUUGCUUGUUCAAAAAAUUAUUUUCUUGUGAAAUACUUGCGCGGAUGUUUCAAUGUGAGCUUAAUGUAUAACGUAGAAAUUUUUGGGAAAUUUUUGGGUUUUUUUAAUUGCUUUUAGAGGGUGAAAUUUGAUGGGGAAAUUAAAUUGAAAAGCAGAAAAAUUAAAGAGAGAAAAAAACCAGUUAUUUUUUCUAAAGAGAGGAGAGGCUAAUGACUGUAAAAAAUUAAAAUAAAUAAAAUAAUUAUGCAAAUUGACAGACG